Molecule: messenger RNA, 557 nt
Organism: Serpula lacrymans var. lacrymans S7.9
Lineage: Eukaryota; Fungi; Basidiomycota; Agaricomycetes; Boletales; Serpulaceae
Exons: 5
Biological process (GO): double-strand break repair via homologous recombination; DNA damage tolerance
Cellular component (GO): Smc5-Smc6 complex; nucleus
Molecular function (GO): ubiquitin-protein transferase activity
Source: RefSeq, a predicted model, not a curated record
GUCCAUGGUCACUUUGAACUACGAUGGUCUCUUCAAACGACGUACAGCGUCUCUUUCUCCAGGCUGUAUUUUCUCGCGGAGUUCUUUCAUUCAAACUCGCCAAGAUCCUUUGGGAAAAGUGUAUCGAUGCAGUCAAAGCUGCAGACGAUACUGUGGACAUUGAAUAUUCUGGCGAUAGGGUUGAUUGGGAUAACUUUGUGGCUAGCAUCAACGUAGCAUUAGACAGCUUAGAUCUCGAAUUUCGACAUCUGAGUGAUGAACAGACAGGUAAAGAGGUGUAUGCUCUGGUCAACAGAAAGGGCGAUGAUAUAGCGCAAAUGGCUACGGACUAUAACCCAGGGGAGAUAGCUUACUUCAAGGCAAUCGUCGAACAAAUCAUGCUUGCACCGCGUGAAUCUUACUCCAUGUCAUCUCUUGCUGCAUUGCGCGAGGUUAACGCCCUCAAAUCGAAUAUGACCAAAGCACAAGCUGAGGUUGUUUUAGGGAGCUUUGCGGCCAAAGGAUGGCUACUCAAGAGCAAGGCGCGGUCGUUAUUCUCUCUCGACGAGAACUUUACU